This is a messenger RNA of Somion occarium, 1240 nucleotides long. The record is from the annotation of a GenBank genome assembly. Lineage: Eukaryota; Fungi; Basidiomycota; Agaricomycetes; Polyporales; Cerrenaceae.
AUUUAUGUUACUUCUAUCCCUAAAGCCUAAACGAUAACUUUAUCGUCUGGUCCUACGAAAUGCAUACCUUCCUGAGACUUUCUUCAAAUGCUUCUAAACAUUUGUGCAAACAAGCUUGCUACAGUCGCCUGCAUGGAUACACGAAACAUGCAAGACGCAACAUAUCUGUCUCCACGGCUCUCACUCCUCCGGAAUUGAACCGUAACGAGUCUGAAGACGAUGUCACCGAGCACGUUAUCAUCCAGGAUCCAGGGCUAUACGAAAUGAUACUUCCUGAAGAGCCGUACAAAUGGGGCGUUUCCCAUAUACACCGUAAAGAGGUACCCGCUUAUAUACGUUACCCGCCGUACGUGAAGCAGACUCUUGAAUGCAUGCGAUUGGGAAAGGAUCCAUCCAAUGUGGGUGAAUCAUAUGACGACGAUGGUGACGGGAGGAUUGAGUUCCAAGGUCGAGAGGUGUUCCAUCUGAGGAAUGCUGCACGGUUAGCCAGAGCAACGCUCGAUUAUGCAGCUGGUUUUAUUAAGCCAGGUGCCACGACAAGCUCGAUUAAUGCGGCGGUACACCAGUACAUAAUUUCUCACAAAGCCUAUCCGUCUCCCUUGCACUACUCUGGUUUCCCUAAAUCAUGCUGCACGAGUGUCAAUAACAUCGUAGCCCAUGGUAUACCUGAUAGUCGACGUCUUCAGGACGGGGAUAUUGUGAACGUCGACGUUACAGUCUACCUCGAUGGGUAUCAUGGAGAUACCUCGCGAACCUUUCUCGUGGGUAAUGUCGAUGACAUAGGAAAGUCCUUAGUCGCAGUUACGAACGAGGCUCUGGAUGCAGCAAUCCAAGCUUGUGGACCCGGACAACCGUUCAAAGGCAUCGCGAGAGCCAUUCACAACAUCCUCCAGAGUCACGGUAGUGGUCAGUGGUGUGUCUCUCCUCAAUUUACUGGGCAUGGAAUAGGAAGGAUGUUCCACCGUCCACCAUGGAUUCUUCAUGAUUUGAACGAAGAGCCGGGAGAAAUGUUACCUGGGCAUUGUUUCACGAUUGAGCCAUGCAUUAUAAAGGGAACUGACCCUCGAACAUGGAUAUUUCCUGAUGGAUGGACAGCUUCGACAGUGAGCGGGGCACGAAGUGCGCAGGCAGAAGAGAUGAUACUUAUUACUGAACAUGGGGUGGAUGUACUUACCAGAGAACGACCAUCCUGAUCCAAUUCCUGACUUUUCGUUUCCGAAAACACUCGAUGAUUUAAUGC